AUGCUUUUAAAAAGUAAUUGUUGCAUUCAUGUAUUUGGUGCCGUAAUAAUCUCUAUUCGUAAUAAUUGUCCUUGGCAUCGAAGUAAUUGGCGCCCAGUGUAUUUCCCUUUUUUGGUAAAGCACAAACUUAAAUAUGACACGCCUGAGGCAUUAAUGAAAACACGGAAUGGCCGACGCCUCCUGAUGCGUCGAAUUUUGCGUGAAAAACCGUUCCUAGGCUGGAACCACAAAUGCACGCCAACAGAAGAGCGCUUGCAUUACCCACUAUAA
Thelazia callipaeda (thelaziosis nematode) is the source of this 270-nucleotide messenger RNA. The record is from the annotation of a GenBank genome assembly. Lineage: Eukaryota; Metazoa; Nematoda; Chromadorea; Rhabditida; Thelaziidae.